This is a messenger RNA of Triplophysa rosa, 3532 nucleotides long. RefSeq lists its product as uncharacterized. Lineage: Eukaryota; Metazoa; Chordata; Actinopteri; Cypriniformes; Nemacheilidae. The record is from RefSeq and is a predicted model, not a curated record. Bases 1283 to 2983 code for a protein of 566 amino acids. The transcript is spliced from 4 exons.
GUGUGGGAAGGCGGGGCUUCGCUCGCGCGGGUUGAUGUACAUACAGAAAAAAGACGAAUUUUACGCGUUUGCUGUUGUGUUUCUAUUAUAUAGUUGCAGAUAUGAGUGUAAACGUCGUCAUGUGACUGUAUCAUGGAGUGCACCGUCGGUUUAAACGUAAAUAAGAGUGCAGUGACGUCGCAGUAGGGAUACGUCAGUGGGAAACAAACUUCAAAAGCAAGACCCCCACUGCAUGGAAGUUUGUCCAAACUAGUAGAUCACCCCGGACCAGCAACAACAAGAUUUGAGUAGUUUUUACACAUUUUAAGUGACCAUGUGUUUUUGGACUGGUGAUCAGCCUGUGUUUAGCUAUUGAGGAAAAGUUCAACCCAAAAAUGACCAGAAAUCAGUCAUCACUAUGGUCAAUUGUCACUAUGGUGACCAUUUUUGGGUGAACUGCUUUAGUUUCAGAUUUGUUUCUCGUGGGCACAAGAUGUCAGUGUCAGGACAUUGAGAUGCUUGAUGUGAGGUUCACGCUUUCUAUAGCAGCGCAAUAUAAAGUACUAUACUAUUAAAGUACUAUAGUAUUAAAAUAUCAUUAUUUUCUGAAACACAACUACUCAAACAAUGUUUUUGACAUUUUCCUUGAGAUAAAAUAAGUGUCAGCUUGACUCCGCUUUAUGCAACUUGACCCACGCUUAAUUUUUGACCAUUGAAAAUGGGUUCUACAAUUUCCAUGUGGGCCACAUUGAGUUCCCCAAAUAUCUGGUGUUGUAUCAUAUCAGAUCUUAUAAAUGUGGAUGCCUGAAGAUAAGUUUAAUAAGAACCAGAAUCUGAAAGGAUAUUAAGUCGAUAUCUUUAAUACAUUUUCAGUAGCAAUCGUGUAAACUGUGGAAAAGUAACACAAGAAGUGCUUUUUCUCAUUUUUGAACUGUUAUCGUUUGUAUGUAAUGUAAUGUAAGGAUCGCUAUAAUCAACAGAUUCUAUUAACAGACGUACCGAUCUCCGUGCACAUAUCAAAAAUAAUACAUUUUGAAAGUAAUUUUUCACCCCCCUAAAAAUCUGGCUCCAAAAUUUUGGUGAAAAUUGUUGUUUUGAUCCCCUCUGCAAAAUAUUGAAUAAAUAUAAUGAGAAAUAUUAAUCUAUGGCAUAAUAAUCUUUUUUCUUUACUAUUUAUUAUUUCUUUCACCAGAGAAAGAUUUAUUCAAAUCAAAAUUUAGAUGAAUUGUUACAAAAUGACCCUAUAAUUGCCAAGGGAUGCGGUAUGUAGAAGCACACUGAAUUACAAUAUUUAGACCUCACUAUGAUCACUUCCGUCUGUGUUUUGUUUGUAGGAUCUGCUCCAUCCAGUCUUGUGUUGGUUUCAGUACUGUGGAUCUCCACCAUGGGCAGACUGGACGAUGCUUCCAAGCGCAAAGUCGUGGAGCUGAGGGAAGCAGGUUUGAGUUUCCGGAAGAUCAAAGCUGUGCUGGAGCUGGAGAACAUCAAGGUGUCUGCGCAGGCCAUCUACCUUUUCCUGAAAGAGUUUCAAGGGAGAGCUCGGAAGGAGGACGGAACGGCGGUGGGUAGCAGCCAUGCGGUGCCGACGUCGGCCAGGGAGGCGGGCAGCGGCGAGGCUCGACAGGGUGCCUGGAGCAACCAGCAGUUGAGGAACCUCCUCAGAGAAGCUUCCCGGGUCGCAGCCUCUCAGCUGACCUCAGCUUCCUCAGAUGCAAGAGGUGGACAGUCUUCUGGGGCGGCAGGGAGAAGCGAAGCACAGGAGGGUGAUAAAGACGAGGAUAUCCGGAUUGUCAGCGUUACGUCUUUGGCACAGGGCACGCAGCACGCCGGCAUCCAGGGACCACGAGCAGGGACCGGCACGGGCACGACGAGCGGGGCUGCUCUUGUGAGACGCCGACACACACCCUCACCUGCCAACCCUGUGCUGGUGGCUCGCAAGAGACUGCUGGAUAAAGCUUUGCUUCACAGGGCAAGGGUAAGGGAUGGUGGACCCCAGACGGGUCAGCAGGUGCCGCUGUCAGUUAGAAGAGAUCAGUCGUGUUUCUCUGGUCCUGAUGGGAGAAAAGUUGUGUUACCUCAGACAGCUUCAUACGACCUCACAGCAUCCAGAGCUCCAAACAUGAGGGGAUCGCACCCAGGACCCAGUCUUGCCAGGAGAUGGAUCCAGCGGAUGGGCACUCCAGUUCGCUCUCUUCAACAUCCUCCUCGUGUGGGCGUCCGACUCCCCGACCCGCCCACCGCUGGAAGUACAUCCCACAAUGCCGUUCCACCCGCACGGGUCCAAAACGUGAACAGCCAGGCUUCACUACCUCUCCAGAGGAGCGGCUUCGACCCUGCCGCCGUGAGCAGCCUCCAGGAGCAGAUCCAGUCCUUGAGCUCUGAACUGAGAAAUCUGGGCGUAGCGCUGAGGAUGAUGGUGGAACAACAAGGCCGGCUGGAGAGAGAGCAAGCCCAGCAGACUCAAGUCCAGAAGCAGAUCCUCGGCACCCUUCAAGAUUUGGCGACCAAAUUAGAGCCGUGCAACGUGCUUCAGUCAACAUCGGCUUCAACGCUAUCAGCGUCAUGUUCCCUGGCCUCCUCCGAGCCUUUUAGUCAGCCCGCCGGGAGUCAGGGCGUCUACGCUCAGUGCAGUCAAGCCCAGACACGAUACAACGAGAUCCACGACUCGGGUCUCGAGGGCAUUGAGCCGUUCUCUCUGGACCAGCUUAGCCCACCUGCCAUGAACGGGUUUCAGCAGUGCCCGACCACCGGCGUGCCCUCAUUCACCCAUGCGCAGACACGCACAGGGAUGUUCACGCAGGCGCACACGCAAGCGUUUGCUCAUUCACCGUUUACGCAGUCGCACGCGGACUCGUACACGGGGAUGGAGAGAAAAUCAGCAGACAUGCCUUCUACCAGUGGAGACGGGACGUUCCAGGCUUGUAGCCCACAUAACCAGACCUCCAGUCUUCCAGUGUCCCCACACAAGGCCGAGCUGAACAUUAUUAAAGUGGAGAACGUCUGAAAAUACAGUGAGGAAACCAGAAAGUCCAAUGCAAGCGCAAGAAAAAAACUGACCAUAGAAAAAGACGGUUCACAUUAUAGGGGCAGAUCACCCACAAAUAGAUACUCAAAAAAAUCUUUUUUUCAUCCACGUGUCAGUCAAAACCUGUAAUGGGUUCUUUCUUCUGCAGAACACACAAAAAGGUAUUUUGAAAAAUGUUGAUAACCAAACAAAACUGACCGUCAUUGACUUCCACUGCAAAUCAGCGACAUUUCUCAAAAUAUCUUCUUUUGUGUUCCACUGAAGAAAUAGUCACAUACAGGUUUAGAGUGACAUGAGGGUGAAUUAAUGAGAUUUAUUUGGGGUGAACGAUCCCUUUAAGUUGUUUAGCAGUAUUGUAGCAUCAUUUGUGAGAGACUUAAGUUUUUUUUUUCAUUGUACCUUACAGGUUCAUCAGACCAGCAAGAAACUGACCAAGAGAAGAGAUUUUUGUCCCUAUUGUCUUUUUUAUUUAGCUGUAUGCUUUUGCCUUUUUCAUAUGGAAAAAAUAAAUAUCACAAUAGAUCUAGA